Messenger RNA from Saccharomyces eubayanus, 4245 nucleotides. RefSeq names its product DNA-binding transcription factor CAT8 (gene CAT8). The record is from RefSeq and is a predicted model, not a curated record. Lineage: Eukaryota; Fungi; Ascomycota; Saccharomycetes; Saccharomycetales; Saccharomycetaceae. Gene Ontology annotation, molecular function: DNA-binding transcription factor activity, RNA polymerase II-specific; DNA binding; zinc ion binding. Gene Ontology annotation, biological process: regulation of DNA-templated transcription; DNA-templated transcription. The transcript has a single exon. The coding region runs from base 1 to 4245 and encodes 1414 amino acids.
AUGGCAAAUAGUUCUGAUCGGCAGGGCUUGGAGCCCAGGAUUAUUAGAACUCUGGGUUCACAAACGCUAGGUGGCCCUAAUGCUCCUCAUAAAUCCUCAAAUACAGAGGCAAAUCCUACGUUUUCCGAAAAUUCAAAUGAAGCGUUGAUCAAGACAACUUCCCCGACCCCUUUAUCCACACCUAUUUAUAGGAUAGCCCAAGCUUGUGAUAGGUGUCGAUCUAAAAAGACAAGAUGUGACGGAAAAAGGCCACAGUGUUCACAAUGUGCUGCUGUCGGGUUUGAAUGCAGAAUAAGCGACAAACUGCUAAGGAAGGCAUAUCCAAAAGGAUAUACAGAAAGUCUAGAAGAAAGAGUGCGUGAACUAGAGGCAGAAAAUAAGAGAUUGUUAGCAAUAUGUGAUAUCAAAGAACAGCAAAUAAACCUCGUUUCACAGUCACGGCCACCAACAUCUUUGGAUAAUACUGUUAACGAUAAUUUUAAGCAAGAGUUGAAAGACGCGCCAUUGAAUUUGUCUUCUGCAAACAUUUAUCUAUUAAACCAGACUGCUAAUAAGCAACUCCAAAAUGGUAAAGUUGACAAUAAUCGUAGUGAUUCGACUAUGGGUUUACUGGCAACGUCUCCUCCACUGUCACAUAAAGACCAUGUUUGUGAUGGUGUUUCAUGUACAAACAAUCUGCAUGCUAAGCCUACUUCCACGAGUUUGAACGAUCCAACCGUCAUUUCAUUCGAACAGAAUGAAGCUCCAGGCCUCCCCGCUGUAAAGGCUUUAAAAUCUAUGACAACUCACCAACGUAGCACUCAGUUGGCAACUUUGGUUUCUUUAUCCAUUCCAAGAUCAACUGAAGAGAUUUUAUUCAUUCCCCAACUCCUAACCAGAAUCAGGCAAAUCUUUGGCUUCAACUCAAAGCAAUGCCUAUAUACGGUAUCGUUGUUGUCUUCAUUAAAGAAUUGGUUGCCAGCGCCAAAACUUUUGUUGUCCUCAACUUCAACAAAACUAAAAGAAAACGAUGAUUCAGCAUUUUUGAAUACCUUCGAAACAACAAGUCUUGCUGAGUUUGAUGAUUUAAAGGAGUUUUUAAUCUCUUUGAAGUUUGACAUUAAUUCAUUUUCAAACCAACAACCAGGAACACUGAAUGGCAAUCCCAAUAAUGACUUACUUUCGUUGAACGAGAUCAAAGAGCUUCUACAUUUGUUUUUCAAGUUUUGGUCAAACCAAGUACCAAUUUUAAACAAUGACCAUUUCCUAUUAUAUUUCAAUAAUUUUGUUGAAGUUAUCAAAGAUUUACCUUUGGAAAUUAAAAAAGCUAAUAGCGGCACUAACACUCACGCAACCACCAACCAUCAAAUAUUUGCCUUGAAGCUCAUAGUAAUGUUACAAAUGGGGUUGCUAAUUAAGAUUAAAAAAGAGAAAAUAAAAGAUACCGUGCCAAGGAAUCCGAAUGCAAAGUUUGCCAAAUUAUUAGUGUAUUAUCAUGAGAUCUCCUCAAUCAUUCCGAAAAAUCCGUACUUCUUAAACAUGUCCACAACUUCCCUUCCAUCUUUACAAUUGUUAUCCUUGACGUCGUUUUAUUUCCUAAACGUUGGUGAUAUUCCGGCAAUUUACGGAUUGAGAGGCCGUAUAGUUUCUAUGUCACAACAAUUAAGGCUCCACAGGUGUCCCAGUGCAGUAUUAAGUGUACAUUCUAAUCCAGUUCUACAAAAAUUUGAACAAAGUGAAAGAAGAUUACUAUUUUGGGCGGUUUAUUAUAUUGACGUUUUUGCAUCUUUACAAUUGGGUGUUCCUCGUUUACUUAAGGAUUUUGAUAUUGAAUGUGCGUUACCAAUAUCUGAUGUUGAAUUUGAGGACCAGUUAGCCUCGGAAAAUGAAAAAACAAAGAACAAAACUAAGAAGAUUCAAUUGCAAGGUCAGGUUUCGAGUUUUUCGUUGCAGAUAAUUAGAUUUGCUAAAAUUUUGGGGAACAUUCUGGAUUCAAUCUUUAAGAGGGGUAUGAUGGAUGAACGCGUCACCUCUGAAAUAGCAUUAGUACACGAAAAUGCACUGGAUAAUUGGAGAAAUCAAUUACCUGAAAUGUAUUAUUUCCAAAUAACCGUAAAUGGAACUGUGAAUUUAGACGAUAUAAGAGCAAACAACUCAAGAAACACCGAAACAAAAUUUGACAGGAAGGACAUAAUUUGUUUUGAGAAAAACGUAUUAUUAUUGUUUUAUUUCUUAGCGAAAUCCAUGAUUCAUUUGCCUGUUAUCGCAACUAAGCCUUUGCCCAAAAAUGUUGACAACUCAACCAAAAAGAAGCACUCGAUGUUCAAUAAUGAUAAUAAAAGUAUUAAUAGCCAAGAUCACUCAGUAGUGGAUGUCGAUAUGACAUCCCCUGCCAUAAGAACAUCAUCUUCAUACAUCAUUUUGCAACAAGCGACAAAUGCGACGCUUACACUUUUCCAAUCCAUUAAUUCAACUUACUUACCGCUACCUUUGAACGUUUCGAGAACUUUGAUUAGAUUCUCGUUAUUAUGUGCUAGAGGAUCUUUAGAAUAUACUAAAGGUGGCGCGUUAUUUUUGGAUAACAAGAACCUCCUUUUGGAUACUAUUAAAGACAUUGAAAAUGACAGGCUUCUUGGUUUGCCCGGAGUCGCCUCUUGGCAUACACUGAAGUUGUUUGACAUGACCAUCAAUUUACUUCUAAAAGCACCUAAUGUAAAAGUGGAAAGAUUAGAUAAGUUUCUGGAAAAGAAACUAAAUUACUAUAAUAGAUUGAUGGGACUGCCGCCAACUACAACUACAUCGUCGGAACCACUUUUCUGCUCUCAAUCUAAGAAUAGUCCAGAUAGUGGAUCAAGAAACUCUAUCGUGAAAAGAGAAAAUCCUGAAAAUGAGUAUCUCUAUGGGGAUGACACAGACAUGGAUAAGCCAUCAACGGAGAAUGCACACAACGUGAACAAGAGGCUAAAGCAUGAAAAAGUUAUUAGCCAAACCAUAGGUGAUGAUAAUAUGUCUAAAAACCAAACCGUAUCAAAGUUUCAGCAGGAUAGCAAGAAAAAUAUGUCUACUAGCAAUUUGUUUCCUUUUUCAUUUAGUAAUACCGACCUUACUGCAUUGUUUACAAAUCCCGAGGGGUUGAAUUUUGCGGACACUAAUGAUUAUGACAGAAAUGAUGGUAGUAAAACUUCUAUGGAUGCGGUAGAUACCAAUAUUGGAAACUUGAGUUUUUUGAAUAUGGCUCCGUUUUUACAAGCAGGCAACGCAAACCAAAACGUAGAUGAUAACAAGGUCGCGGACAAAAAUGCAAUAUUUAGCCUUCCAAGUAACUUGGAUCUAAUGAAAGAUAGCUUGGACUCUAAACUAGAAAUUUCAAGUUCCACUACUAAACAAAAUUCUGAGUUUCUAGACAAUGAUCAGCUACCACCGACAGGUAGAGAUGUUAGUAUGGAAAAGAGCAAUCCGAUUUUCAAUAACAAAAGCAAUUAUAGUCUGACAAAGUUGAUGAGACUGCUAAACAAUGAUAAUUCCUUUUCCAAUAUUAGUAUCAACAACUUUCUUUAUCAAAAUGAGUCUUCAAGGAAUGAUCCAGCUAACAAAGCAGCCACCAAAGUUAGUUCAAACUUCAACCCAGCUUCUACUGCUAGCAAUACGAGUCGAAGCAGUAUCACAGGAAACAAAAAAAAUGGCAUGGAUAAUUGUGAUAUCAACGAUUUUGGCAACUUCAAUAAUUUCAUGACAAAUGUUAAUUAUUCUGGGGUGGACUAUGAUUACAUAGUAGACGCAUCACUUGGGCUGGCUCCUUUACUAGUGGAUACGCCGGAUAUUUCAAAUACUAACACAACAUCUACAACAUCAAAUCGGAGUAAAAACAGCAUAAUAUUGGAUCCAACGUUUAAUGAUGACCCGGAUCGAUUGCGUUCAAAUGCCAGGGAAGUAUUGAACCCCACAGAUUCAAUUUUAAGCCAAGGAAUUAUGUCUUCAAUAAGCCCCAGAACCACCAGCAACCAGAGAUCCCUAUCAUCUGGUAAUUAUUCAAAAAGCAAUGGUAAUUCUCGGAAGAAUUCAAAGAAUGCGAAGAGUGACCAAUCAGAUACACCUUCCACGCUUUUCAAAAUGAAAAGAACGUCGUCAAGCUCUUCCACAUCCCACCGUGGCCCAAGACGCCCUCCGAAGCAUCGUUACGGUACAGAUCAAUCAAAAAGUCCCAGUGACGUAGGUCCCAGUGCGGAUACUCUACCAGACUUAUUCCAAUGGCAAAACGCCAGGUAG